This is a messenger RNA of Hymenoscyphus albidus, 3748 nucleotides long. The record is from the annotation of a GenBank genome assembly. Lineage: Eukaryota; Fungi; Ascomycota; Leotiomycetes; Helotiales; Helotiaceae.
AUCUUCGUGGUUCGAACAAUCAAACAUCGAGCGAACGAACGACAGCGAGGGAGCCUCAAAGUCUAAAGAGACGAACGAUCCCCCGCAGCGCAUGAUUGCCCAUCCAUCCAUCCAUCUGCAGGUGCUCGAAGUAUUAUCUUCCUCUGCUUCUGCGUCUGUCUGCGUCUGCGUCUGCCUCUGCGACGACCGCGACCGCGACCGAUCCACAAUCCACCCAAGAUAGAAGCCCAGCUUCAAAGGACUUGGUAGAACGCUCCCGUCUCCCGUCUCCAUUGGAUCUUCAUAUUGUUGAGAAUCCGAAUCCAGGCUCUGCAUCAACACCAACACCAACACUGCCAUCACCAUCACCAUCACCACCAACACCACACCAACCGCGUCCAGCGUGCAUCUGCAGGCGUCUCUUCCCUGGUCGUAUCUGCUUAUUGCUUGCUUCAGACAGAGUGCCACCUGCGCUCCUGCAGUCCUGCACCCACUCAAGCCACAACGGAAAAGUGCCCGCUUCGAGCCCGUCCAAGUCGCCCCAGUGUUUCUGCACUGUUCCUGCACUGCACCUUCCGAAAACGAGGGGCUUAUUUGGUAUCAUAUGCACACACUUGCGGUGUCUCCUCCUCCUACUCUUCAUCCCAAGAAAAGUCGAACUGCUGGGCUGUGGUCGUUGUCGUUGUCGUUGUGGUUGUCGUAGGGAACGUGGUAGUAAAGUACCAAGGACUGCGCAUUUGACGAGACGAGUUCCAUCGCUAGGCUAGCCUACGAUCCCAAAGAAGCUUCCACACCACCUGCACACACGAGGCAGCAGAAUCAGGUUCACCCAAUUAGAACGCCAACCCCAAUCACAAGGAGAGACCCGACGGCAAACACUGAUUCGCUGACGACGCCUCACAACUGCAAACUCCAGCUCCCUGUGAUAAAGUCGUACCAACCUACCCAACGACAAUUGCUCCUGGCGUUCAGCGAGCCUCACAAAACAUAGCAACCCGAUCCGAUCUGCCGCCUGUGGCGUUGGCGUGGUUAGUCUCGAGGACUAAGAGCACCUGCCCUGCAUUCCUAGUUCGAUUGCUACCCGUUGGCAUUUAUUUUCCAAACCAGCGACCCUUCAUCUUGGCCUGUGAAGCAAACACCACACCUUCGGAUCUCGUCCUCCCUCUCGAACAAGCAUCGAGUCUUGUCGGACGCCAAAGAUAAAGACUCAAGCAAGCGAUGUUAUAGCAUCCUGCCAUUCUUUGACCAAUCUGUCCCGCUUUCUGCAGUGUAGAAGCUCGACAGUAGCACAUUAAUUGAGGAUUCAAAAGAACCGGCAACAUGAUAUUGAUGGAAGGAUUGAUGUCGGUGCCUCCAGAGAGGAGCACCAUCAUGGGCCGGGCGUUGUGGAAGGUUAGUGCCUUGCAAGUAUUGGCAUAUGUAUUUACUGACAGUUGGUGGUAGUCGCGCUACGUCGUCCUCGGAACUGGUGCCCAUUUAAAGACACAAGCAGACAUUCUUAACGAGAGCUCACGGCCAUCGACUCUCAAAGGGCUCAAAUCUACUCCAUCGAAGCCCAAUUUGGGAGACGGUCCUUCGGAAGAACUUGGGGGCCAAGAGCCAAAGCUAUACAUUUCAAUAUAUAAGGCCAAGGUAUGUAGGAUGGUUUAUUUUGGGCGGAUAAUAUACUAAUGGAAUCAGGGUGACUGGGAGUUUGUUGCCCAACAUCCAGUAUCCGCAUUCAAAUCGUCCGAAGUCCGGAUAUUGCAGUAUCGGAAGCAGAGCCCUUCUCUCCCCACAUUGAUGUUGGAGUUGAAGCCCAACGCACUAUCUGAGAAGCAACGAAAACGAAGAUCAAGCAGGACCGCUGGCCUCACAUCGACUAAGGACCCUUGGCCAAAUAUUCUUCUAUUCAGAUCAGUACCGGACGAGCGAUACAAUAUUUACGAUUGGCAGGUUUCGAUAAAGUCGAAAUUAACCUCCGAAAACCCAGAAGAUAGUCCUCUGACACCCGCGAGCCCUUCCUUUAAUACUUUUCCAACCCAACUCCCUCAAGAACCGAGGAACACGUCAACGAGGCCAGAUAUACAACAACGGGUAUCAAAUCAGACUAUGAACAGCUACCAAACUGCCAGAGACAAGCCCUCGAAUAUAAUUUCGCCGUCCCCUAGUCUCCGAUCCCGACGAUCAGACUUAUCUUCUCAAUCGAGUUCGCUUCAUCCACCUCUAGGUUUUGUUGCACACCAGAACUACAGUACCACACUUCCAUCUGACCUACCAUCGCCCGCGUCAACGUAUGAGAACCAGUUUGUCGAAGGUUGGACGUCAGCACAAGGUCGUUCGUCGGCCCUCUCCACACACACCAGGGGUAGCAACAGCUUCUCGGCUGUGUAUCCUACCAGUCCUAUUGCAUCUACUCCACCAGGUCCUAGAGAGACGAUUUUGGACCGCGCAUUUCAAAUGAGAUGUAUUCCCGGAAGUGAUAGGGCGACAGAUAAAGAGGAGGAGAAGAUAAGUAGCAUAGCUCGCUUCGAGGCAUUAAUGAGGGAGGUUGAUGAGCGAAAGAAGAAAAGGGAGAGUGAAAAUGAAGUGCCAUCACGGAGCAAGCAAGAAUGGGAUCUCGACGAAGAAUCCGAAGACUCCGAUUUGGCCGAGUCCGGCGACGAAGAAGUUGAUAUCAAUAUCCCCACGCCUGCCCAGCGAGCCUUGGAUUAUAUCUCGGGACGACGACCACCUCCCACUCCCGACUCGCGGCCAUUAUCACCACCGCCCAGGAGCCCCCCAAUUAGAUUCUUAAAUUCACAAGCCAUGUCUGCUUUUCAUGGUGGACCAUCAGCCAGUGGUGGCCUCCGUCCUCGAGCAGGAACAACUUCGGCGAGAAAUAGGACCAGUCGACCCAGUUCAAUGGCUCUUCCGUCUAGAUCCAUGUCUACUGCUACCAUUCCAACCUUACAAGAAAAUAAUACCGGCAGUGGGAAGUUGAUGUCAUCCUCACCCGAGGACCGUAAGGAGAAGAGACGAAGCAGUACGAGCAUCAAAAGACUCAGUUUUCAGGAAUUUGCCAAACGACUGUCCUCGACCAGUAGCUUGUUAUUGGUUCAAACCAAUGCGAGCUCCUCUUCUGGCAAAGACUGUAGUAGGAGGACAAGUAGCGAGUACGGAUUCGAGGUUGAAGAUCGAGGAUUGCGAAGUCCCGGUAGCGCAGACUCCCGCGAUAAGAGAUGCGGAUGGAGAGGAAGUGUUGGUGUCUUUGGAAACGAAGGUGGCUUCCUAUGAAUAACACAAGCAGAUGAACUACCAUCUAAGCUUCGACCCUCUCACCACUCCGUCUUAGAAACGACGAGUUUUUGACAGGUGAAAAAAACAAGAGAUUUUACUAUAUGAUUCAAACGGCCCCCUCAUGUUAUGUCUAUUUUACCGGAGUUGGAUUUAUUUUCCCGCUCCACCAUAUGGAGGUGAAGAGCAUCUACGGCGUCCUUUGAUAUUUCUGGCGGGAUAUGCUUUACUGUUUUUGAUGAUACCGAUCCCCGAAUUUAUAUUGUUAAGAAGAUUAAUUUUUGGAUGCUGUAUGGCACAAGGAAGCGACGUUUGCAUCCAAGCCCUUGCAAGGGUUUUAUGGGCCUGGGCUGGUGGUUCAUUAUUUAUUAAUACAUCAUGUAUAUUAUAGGAGGAUGAAUUUUCACUUUACACAUUAUCAUUAUAAAGUAUUCGCACCUUUUACGUUGGCGUCGUCAUGAGAGGAGUAAUUGAGAUUUCGUGACGGACGGAUAACGAGUUGAAGUGGAGUGGC